AUGAGUUCCAAUAACCAGCAUGCGACUCCCUCUAUCCACGACAGUGCUAGCACAAAUACUGCGCAGUCAGAUAUUUCAACGCCAGCCAUGAGCGAUCAAGUGAAUGAUGACCUUGAGAAGGGUGUUCACACAGCCGACCCCGUCGGUUCAGAGAAAAAUCAUGCCAAUGCAGAGCCUUUACCGGAGAAGAGUGAGGUUGACGUUCCAGCACCUGCGGGUCCUCCAGGCCCCGGCCCUCCACCAGAUGGAGGAGUCGCGGCAUGGAUGACAGUGUUGGGAGCUUUUUGCGGCUUGUUCGUCAGUUUUGGCUGGAUCAACUGCAUCGGUGUCUUCCAGACGUACUACGAGAGCCAUCAACUCAGCAACAUGUCCACCAGUACCGUGACAUGGAUCACUUCAUUGGAGACAUUCGUCAUGUUCUUUGCUGGCCCCGUAUUCGGCACCCUCUUCGAUAACUAUGGCCCCCGAUACAUCCUCCUCGGCGGCACAUUCCUCCACGUCUUCGGCCUCAUGAUGGCCUCCCUCUCAACGGAGUACUACCAAUUCAUCCUCGCCCAAGGAAUCUGCAGUCCCCUCGGCGCAAGCGCCGUAUUCAACGCCAGCGUAAACUCAGUCAGCACAUGGUUCGCCAAACGUCGCGCCUUCGCACUAGGCAUCACAGCCUCCGGAUCAAGCCUUGGAGGUGUCAUUUUCCCCAUCAUGGUGACGAAUCUCAUUCCGAAGGUCGGUUUCCCAUGGGCAAUGCGCAUCUGCGCCUUUUUGAUUCUGGCUAUGCUGGGCGUUUCCAAUCUUACCCUCAAGUCGAGGCUGAAGCAUACGAAGAAACCGUUUGCUUUUAUGAAUUUUGUCCGUCCGCUGAAGGAUAAAAAAUUCGUCAUUACGACUGCUGCGUGCUUCUGUUUCUUCUGGGGGAUGUUUUUGCCAUUUACGUUUGUUAUCACGCAGGCGCAGCGAUAUGGCAUGUCGCAGCAUUUGUCGCAGUAUCUCAUUCCGAUCUUAAAUGCGGCUAGUAUCUUUGGCCGUACAGUCCCGGGUUACCUGGCAGACCGCGUCGGCCGAUACAACGUGAUGAUCAUCUUCAGCUAUCUCUCCGCCAUCCUCGUCCUAGCCCUAUGGCUUCCAUCACGCAGCAACGCCCCAGCCAUCGUCUUCAGUGCCAUGUACGGCUUUGGAUCCGGCGCUUUCGUCUCCCUUGCCCCAGCACUCAUCGCCCAAAUUUCUGAUUUACGUGAGGUCGGUGUCCGCAAUGGCACGUGUUUCUCGAUCAUUUCCUUCGCUGCGCUUACUGGCACCCCGAUUGGCGGUGCCCUCGUUCCUGAUGUUUUGACCGGCUCGUACAUGAGGCUACAGGUCUUUUGCGGUGUAGUUAUGCUUGCGGGGGCGACACUGUUCGUUGUCGCUAGGAUUGUUGUUGGUGGUGUGAAGUUGGGGAAGGUGUAA
This is a messenger RNA of Penicillium daleae, 1440 nucleotides long. Its product is annotated as MCT family MFS transporter. Gene Ontology annotation, biological process: transmembrane transport. Gene Ontology annotation, cellular component: fungal-type vacuole membrane. Gene Ontology annotation, molecular function: transmembrane transporter activity. The coding region runs from base 1 to 1440 and encodes 479 amino acids. The record is from RefSeq and is a predicted model, not a curated record. The transcript is spliced from 4 exons. NCBI's taxonomy places the organism in Eukaryota, Fungi, Ascomycota, Eurotiomycetes, Eurotiales, Aspergillaceae.